UUGUCGAAUAAGUGUGUACUUAACCUAAACCUAAACCUUCAAUUUGCCUGUAUUAUGGAAUAGUUGGUGAAUGUAUAAGUUUUUUCGGGGGAUAUUGAUAACUAUUACAAGAUUGGAUCCAUAGAAACCCGUUGUUUCGUUUAUUACAUGAACUUGAGCUUCAUCGCAGUUUAAUUCUUUAACGUACACCGAAGUGUGUCAUGAACAGCCGCAAAAGCUCUUUGCCAGAAAGCGUGUCACAGGAAGCGCAAGAAGACGAAGAAAGCAUUCCUGUGGGUAAUGAGGAUAGCGAUGAUGGAGCUGAUAGCUCUAGCAACGAUGACCUCUUCAGCGACUUUAGUGAGGACAGCGAAUGCAGUACCGACAGCUUGGAUGGCAGAAAUGUCCAGUUUAGGGACAAACUUAGGCGCUGGGCGCUUUCUUGCAACCUCAUCCAUUUUGCUGUAGGUUCUCUUCUUACCUUACUUAAAGAGGAAACAAGUUUUAAGUUGGCAAAGGAUCCACGGACUCUUUUAAAAACAAAGAAAGCAACGUCCAAUGUGAUAGAAAACAUCGGAGGGGGCGAGUUUUGGUACAACGGUGUUGCAAAUUGUCUGACAUCGUACUUCACGAACAUUAAACCCAAAGCAUCAACUUUUUGGUUGGAUUUUGCUAUGGACGGAUUGCCCAUCCAUUAGAGCGGCCCUAC
This is a messenger RNA of Anopheles arabiensis, 688 nucleotides long. RefSeq lists its product as uncharacterized. Bases 201 to 677 code for a protein of 158 amino acids. The record is from RefSeq and is a predicted model, not a curated record. The transcript has 3 exons. Lineage: Eukaryota; Metazoa; Arthropoda; Insecta; Diptera; Culicidae.